Penicillium bovifimosum is the source of this 513-nucleotide messenger RNA. RefSeq lists its product as uncharacterized. The record is from RefSeq and is a predicted model, not a curated record. Bases 1 to 513 code for a protein of 170 amino acids. The transcript is spliced from 2 exons. NCBI's taxonomy places the organism in Eukaryota, Fungi, Ascomycota, Eurotiomycetes, Eurotiales, Aspergillaceae.
AUGGCCUCGGACGAAGCCUACAUGUCCUUCCUGGACAAAGCCAACGAAACCACAAGUGACAGCAAAAAUCAGCAAGGGAGCGGGACCAUCAAAACCGAGACCGUGCACAGCUCCCUGUCCGUGCCGAAACCUCUGAAAUCCGUCGACACCUACUACAUUUCCGACACAGAUGAGCCCUUCGAGCCCGUUGCGCUGAAGUGGGAUGGAGCCGCAAAGGGAGCGUGGCCUAGUGCCGGCCAACUUUCCUCCCUGAUAUCCCCAGACACAGACCUAUCCCAGUCCAUCUCCAUUCUAUCCCCCGACUCCUUCGACCCGAAGAACCAGUACUCCGCCGCCCUGGAUGCGGUGCGCGCUGCCGCUGUUGAGAAGGAUUCCGGUGCCGAGCAGUCUGCUGUUGAGUUGAAGGUCUACCGCGUCGAGCAGACUAGUACGAAGAUUGAGUAUUGGGUUCUGGCGCUGCAUGCGCCUGAGAGUCGACUUGUGGGUUUGCGCGCUAAGGCUGUGGAGUCUUAA